This is a messenger RNA of Nerophis ophidion (straightnose pipefish), 2401 nucleotides long. RefSeq names its product kelch domain containing 4 (gene klhdc4). The record is from RefSeq and is a predicted model, not a curated record. Lineage: Eukaryota; Metazoa; Chordata; Actinopteri; Syngnathiformes; Syngnathidae. Gene Ontology annotation, molecular function: protein binding. The coding region runs from base 59 to 1834 and encodes 591 amino acids. The transcript has 13 exons.
CUUUGCUUGGAUGUGAAUUUGACGUGUUAAAAAAAAAACCCGAUAACCGCCAGCCGUUAUGGGGAAAAAAGGCAAGAAUGAAAAGAAAGUGAAAGGCGCGGAGAAGACUGCUGCCAAAAUGGAGAAAAAGGUUUCAAAAAGGUCCAAACGUGAAGAGGAAGAUUUGGAGGCUCUGAUUGCUGAAUUUCAGAGUUUGGAUGCAAAGAAGACCCAAGUUGAGGAAACAGCAUGCGCCCCUCCAUCACCAAGAUUAAGUGCAACCCUCUCCACUCAUCCAGAUAAAGAUGAGCUCAUCCUUUUUGGCGGCGAAUUCUUUAAUGGAAAGAAGACAUACCUGUACAAUGAUCUCUUUUUCUACAACAUCAAAAAGAACAGCUGGGUUAAGUCAGAGAUUCCCAACCCUCCUCCCCCACGCUGCUCUCAUCAGGCGGUGACCGUGUCUCAAGGUGGGGGCCAGCUCUGGGUAUUUGGGGGAGAGUUUGCCUCUCCAAAUGGGGAACAGUUUUACCACUACAAGGACCUUUGGGUGUUGCACCUGUCUAAAAACACCUGGGAGAACAUCAAAGCGCCUGGUGGUCCAUCAGGUCGCAGCGGGCACAGGAUGGCCUUCAUCAAGAGACAGCUGCUGGUGUUUGGAGGUUUCCAUGAGAGCACAAGAGAUUUCAUCUACUACAAUGACAUCCACUUGUUCUCACUGGAAACCUUCUCUUGGACUCGCCUCUCUGCGUCAGGCACCGCCCCCUCACCACGUUCCGCCUGUCAGAUGACCGCCACGCCUGAUGGCUCAGCUGUCAUGAUCUAUGGAGGAUACUCUAAAGUGAGACUGAAAAAGGAUGUAGAGAAGGGAACCAUCCAUUCGGACAUGUUUCUCCUCAAGCUAGAGGGCAAAGAUGGCCAAGAUUGUUUGUGUCUUACAGAGAAGUGGACUUGGUCCCGGUUGAAUCCCUCGGGUAGCAAGCCUCCUCCCCGCUCUGGCUUCUCAAUGGCAGUGGGCCCUUCAGGGCGGUCCGUGUUGUUCGGUGGAGUUUGUGAUGAAGAAGAGGAGGAGACGCUGGAGGGGGACUUUUAUAAUGAUCUCUACUUGUACGACAUGGUGAAGAACCGCUGGUACCCUGGUCAGUGCAAGGGUAACAAGAUAGAGAAGAAGAAACGUCGGCGAGGGAAGAAGGACGAAGCUGAUGGGGAGGAUUCAGAUCAGGUGACAGAAGAGAAGGGUCUGCAAGGACCCACUGAAGUUAUCAAGGAGAUAGUUACAGAAGACGGCACAGUGAUGACCAUCAAGGAAGUAAUCCCUGGAGCUCAGGAGGUGGAGGAAGAUGAGAAUGAACAGGAGGAGGAGGAUGAAGAGGAGGAUGCGUCAGUUCUUGUCGAGCCCUGCUCACGGUCCAACGCCAUGGCAACAGUGCGUCAGGGCAAACUCUUCUUGUACGGCGGAAUGUUUGAGGUGGGCAACCGGCAGUUCACCCUUAACGACUUGUACUGUCUGGAUCUUCACAAGAUGGACCAGUGGGAUGUGUUGGUUGAGAUGGACCCAAAGACCCAGGAAUGGCUGGAGGAGUCUGCCUCAGAGGAAGACGAUGAUGAUGAUGAUGAAGAAGAGGAGGUAGAAGGAGGAGCAGAGGGAGGAAAAGAGGAGUCUGAUGAGGAAGAUGACAAUGAGCACCCUGCAGUGAUGGACGAGGAGACGUUGAGCGAGUACCAGGCCCGCACUGAGCAAUACUGGAUAGGACUUGCUCGCACCAACAUGGGCCCUGAUGCCAAGGAUAAAAAAGUCGCCAAGGUCGCCUUAGCGAUGGCUAAAGUCUUCUAUGAAGACCACUUGGAGGAGGCUUGAGUGUGCCUUGUAAAAUAUUUGUAUGUUUUAUACAAAGGAAUGUAACUGUUGGAUAUUAAUCACAAUCAAUUUGACCACAGAUUUUUGGUACCUGUUGUCUAUGCAUUAUUAUUUCUGUUAAAGGGACAAAAGCCUCAGCUCCACAUUGCAAUUGGAGUUUGGAUGAAUUUUUAGUGCUUUAGGUUUUGAUGGCUAUCACAGGAUUGCUUGCUGAAAGCUUGAAUACUGUCUUGCGUGAAUUACUGAUGCGGUGAAAAAAUGCCAGCUAGCUAACAGGCGAAAAUACCUCACAAGAAUAUAAUACACUACAACCUUCCAGCUCAGAACCCGGUGUUUUUUCUCUCUCUUUUUCUAUAUACACUGGUUCACCAACCAACUCCCGACUAGUACUCUACCAACGUUGUUAAUGUUUUCUGAUUGUCUUCACGUCCUGUCUGUUCUCAACCAGAUUCAAGCAGCCGUCUCUCCUCUUCUCUAUUUUUCUCUUCGUCUGUCCCCUUUACAAAUGUAUACAGUGGGGUGGCAUUCCAAAUGAAUACAAUAAAAUACAACACAAUCCCACCAUGA